UAUCAGGGACUUCGUCUCCGUCCACUUUCUCCAUCGCUCUCUUACUCAAGUCUCAUAGACCAAAACUUGUUGUCUCUGUUUGCCUCUUACGUCUCGUCUUCGUCUCCACUCACUUCUAUUAGGAGGAGGUGAUCGUGGCAGCAGUAAUAAAGAAGUUUUUCGUUGCAAUAAUUUCUCGCGAGUUUUGGUCUUAUGAAUUGUUCGUACGCUUGAUUCAGCUUUUGUUUGGGUUCCUGGUGAUCGUUUGGGAAAAUUAGGUUUUAUGCUGUUUGGGUUUCCAGAGAAAGUGUGAAAGCAAUUCGAAUUCAGUUUCUGAAACGAGAGAGCACUAUUCUCUGCCGAAUUUAUCCUAAUAAAUUGAUUCUUAACUCCAUUUUGUGAGUUUAUUGAGUUACUUUCCCUUCCAAGAGAUUUUCUGGGUUUCCAAACGAAAGAGGUAAUGUUCAUUUAAUGGCACUAACUGUUGUCUAUAGCCUUCAAAAUGUAUGGCCUUUUUCAGUGUUCAAGUUUGAUGAUUUGAGUGUGUCAAAUGGAUUAGUUCGCAAGCUUUCAAUACCCGAACACACCAAAGAGUUUGUUUUGGCAGUUCGUGAACCUGACUCGCAAUCUGUGAUAUACAUACUUUCCGUUCAGAACUUAUCCAAGAGAUCUGUUCAUGAUGCUGAGUGUCUUAUUAGGGAGUUACGACCUGAUGCUGUAGUAGCUCAGGUUGAUCAUUCCACUUUGACUGAUACUGAAUCCAUAGAUGAUGAAGAAAUUGUUCCCACUUCGUCUUUUGGAGUAUUAAAACGAUGUUUUGUUGAUAAGAUCAAUAAGGAGAAGUAUGAGAAUGUUGCUGGAACGUUUGCUUUGAGGGAGAUAUUUGGGACUGAUUUUCAUGGGCACUUCUUGGCUGCUAAGAAGGUGGCCAAAGAGGUUGGGGCCUCAUUUUUGUUGCUCGAAUCACCUUCUGUCAAAACAUCUGCUUUGGAUAACCACUCAGGUGAUGUUGAUGCAGGGAGCAAGCUCCUGGGUUUAAUUAGAAAUUUGAUUCCUCAGAAAGUAGGUUCUGCAGCUGUGUCAAGUUCAAGGAGGUUUUUUCUUAACAACAAUGUUGAGUCACACAUGGUGAAGUUGUUAUCUUCAAAUAUGGAUAUUUCAGUUUCGAAACUGAACCCUUCAGGUUCUACUGAUUCAAACGAAAUUCUCCCGAUGAACAAUUUCGAGGUUCCACAAUUUGCGCAAUCAAUUUAUCCUUUACUUGUAGACCUACAUAAUAUUUUUGUGGACCUUCCAUCAAUUGGUAGGGCUUUAGCAUUUGCGCAAAAGAUGCUGAUAGAUGUCAACAGAGGGGAAGUUGUGGAUACCCGAACUAUAUCAGAAGUUAACACCUUCCAGGUUGCGGUUGAGGGGUUGAGAAUCGCUCUAAACAACGCAGGUCGUCUGCCCAUUAACAAAAAGAUGAAUCCCAAGUCAACUAAGAUUGAUUUCUCAGAGCUUCCAGUUGAGGAAAAAUCGCAUGCAUUUCUUGCGCAUGCCCUUCAGAAUCAGGCAAAGAAAUUCAAGACAAUAGUAGCAAUUGUAGAUGCCAGUAGUUUAGCUGGUCUUCGAAGGCAGUGGAACACUGUUGUUCCACCAGAUGUCAGGGAAAUGGUUGGAGAGCUUGUAAAAGAUUGUGAGAGUGAUGAGGAAAUUCCUGCAGAUAAGAAGCGACUAUUCUCAAAUAAACCUGUGGUGGCAGUUGGUGCCGGAGCAACAGCAGCAUUGGGAGCUUCAUCGCUUUCAAAGGCUGUUCCAGCAUCGACAUUAAUGAAGGUUGCAUCAUUGAAAGUUCCCGUGUCGCUGAAACUUUUCCUGACUCAAACACAAAAGGCAAUGGCAAUGGUUUUAAGCAAGACUGUUGGUCCCUCAAAAGUGUUAGCCCCAGGAUUAUCGACCUCUGGAGCUAAAGUGACAUCCGUAAUUAAGGGAGCAGCUUCUGCAGAGAAAAUAAGGACUGUGGCCCACAGCAUUAUCGCCUCUGCUGAGAAGACCAGCUUUUCGGCCAUGAGAACAGCAUUUUAUGAAAUAAUGAGGAAACGGCGUGUAAAGCCGAUUGGUGUCCUACCGUGGGCAACAUUUGGUAGUAGUGUUGCUACUUGUACAGGGUUGCUUGUGUAUGGAGAUGGGAUUGAAUGUGCUGCUGAAUCUCUUCCUACAGCUCCCUCAAUUGCCAGUUUGGGCCGUGGGAUUCAAAGUCUACGUGAGGCGAGCCAAGCUGCGAGGUUGGCAGAUGGAGACAGGAUACAGAAAGCUAUAGAAUCCCUAAUGUACAGAUUGAAGAAGGUAAAGAUUCAGUAGAGCAAUAAUGUGUCUUGCCUUCUUUUGCGUAUUACACACAAUGACUGGUUUUAAGAGUGAAGGAAUAUUUUAUACAUAUUGAGGUGGCCAGGUAUAUUUGUUUGUAUCUUCAUUUGUUAUUUUAGUUCUUUCUUAUGAAUUAUAUUGUUGUCUAUUUAGAUACAA
Molecule: messenger RNA, 2484 nt
Organism: Tripterygium wilfordii
Lineage: Eukaryota; Viridiplantae; Streptophyta; Magnoliopsida; Celastrales; Celastraceae
Exons: 2
Coding region: 451-2319 (622 amino acids)
Source: RefSeq, a predicted model, not a curated record